This is a messenger RNA of Lepisosteus oculatus (spotted gar), 2904 nucleotides long. It is a transcript of the gene rbmx, whose product is annotated as RNA binding motif protein X-linked. NCBI's taxonomy places the organism in Eukaryota, Metazoa, Chordata, Actinopteri, Semionotiformes, Lepisosteidae. Gene Ontology annotation, biological process: positive regulation of mRNA splicing, via spliceosome. Gene Ontology annotation, molecular function: RNA binding. The record is from RefSeq and is a predicted model, not a curated record. Gene Ontology annotation, cellular component: spliceosomal complex.
CACGUGAUCACUAUAAAGACCGGAGGCGCCUUUGUUUGGGUCUCUCAUUUUCAUUGGGCAUUGUGCGUUAUAGACUACAACCAGACGCAAAUAUGGCUGAGGCGGACCGUCCAGGGAAGCUCUUCAUCGGUGGCCUGAAUACCGAGACCAACGAGAAAGCCCUUGAACAGUACUUCAGCAAAUACGGCCGAAUUGUGGAAGUGCUCUUGAUGAAGGAUCGUGAAACAAACAAAUCGAGGGGAUUUGCGUUUGUGACGUUUGAGAGCCCGGCGGAUGCGAAGGAUGCUGCGAGGGAAAUGAAUGGAAAGUCCCUUGAUGGCAAGCCGAUUAAAGUAGAGCAAGCCACCAAACCGUCCUUUGAGUCCGGGGGCCGGCGCGGCCCCCCGUCCCUCCACCCUAGGAGCCGCGGCCCGCCCAGGGGCCCCAGGGGAUCCAGGGGUGGCCCCAGCGGAAUGCGAGGCCCACCAACUCGAGAUCCCUUUUUUAAGGGGAUUUCAUCCAGAGGCCCGCCGCCGAUGAAGAGAGGACCCCCCCUGCGCAACGGGGGACCCCCACCGAAGAGAUCCGCGCCGUCGGGACCAAUGGGUUGGUCUCCCAUGUCUCGGGAAAGAGACCCCUAUGGCCCACCACCACCUCGCAGAGAUGCCAUGCUUUCCAGGAGAGAUGAUUAUCCUUCUCCAAGGGAUGAUCAUUACAGCACUAAAGACAGCUAUUCCAGUCGGGAUUACAUUAGUUCCAGGGAUACGAGAGAUUAUGCUCCGCCCCCAAGGGAUUAUGCGUAUCGGGAAUAUCCACACUCCAGCUCCCGUGAUGAGUAUGGGUCGAUGUCACGUGGCUACAGUGACCGUGACAGCUAUGGUGGAGGACGUGAACCCAGGGGUUACCUAGAUCGCCCAAGUGCUGGUUCCUACAGAGAUCCUUAUGAUGGUUACGGUAACUCGCGCAGCGCCCCGCCCUCAAGGGGGCCCCCACCCUCCUACGGUGGAAGUGGCGGAAGCAGUCGUUACGAUGACUAUGGCAGCAGUUCCAGGGACGGAUAUGGGAAUCGCGACAGUUACCCCAGCAGCAGAAGCGACCCGUACUCCGCCAGCCGCGGAGAGCGACUUGGCAGGCAGGAGAGGGGGCCCGCGCCCCCGAUUGAGAGAGGCUACCCUCCUCGGGAGACGUACAGCAGCUCGAGCCGCGGAGCGCCCAGGGGCGGCGGCCGGGGGGGGAGCCGUUCCGAUAGAGGAAUUGCCCGAAGCCGAUACUAAAACGGACCACAUGAAUGACUUGCUUGUACAGGCCUACCGCUUUGCUCUCGGAGAGGAAAAAGAAAAAUCAAAAAUGGCGAUUUGAACUUUGGUGGACAACAAUAACGUUUAUUUAUUGUUGAGCUUUUUUUCUCCUCUCCCCUUCACUACCAUAACUGUUCCGUUUGAGAAGAGUAAAGUGAAAUGUUUAAAUGAGUUUUAUUUUAUUUUCCCCCCCCCCCCCCCGCCCCUCUCCCCUUGAUAGUGCAAGCCAUUUUAAAAGUGAUAAGUGUUCUGUUUUUGGUUUUUGUACACUAGUGCUGUUAAAACUUGCUGCAAUUCCCUGGAAUAACAUGCCUUUUCAUUUACUAAUAAAGUUUUUAUAUCGACAAUUGUGAGCGAAGCUCGUGGAUGUUCCAAAGAUCGAUUAAGUGUAUGCACAACUCUGCAUUUGCCUUUCAAAGCUUUACUUCUGUUAAAGAAAUUCCAACAGUCCGAAACCCAAAAUACUGACCAAAAUAAGAACUAUUGGACCUUUUUACAUAUUAGCGAAUGCUGUUAUCUAGAAUUUUGCUCCUGCAGUUUCAUUAGUGGCCCUGUGGUCUCAUUGCAAAAAAAAAAAAGGCAAAUGUUACUGUUCCAAACUCUUUAUCGGUGUAGUUUUCCUCAGUUUGAAAAGGAUCCUUCACCAUAAUGAAUAAACAAUGGUGGCUUACUACGACCUUACCAAAGAGCCUGACAACCAAAACGCAACCGAAUCUUUUCAACACUCAACAGAUUUAAACAAGUUGCCUGUGACAACAGAUGGUAAGCAAAGCAAACUUUUUCUUUCCCCCCUCGUCUAAAUGAAGGGUUCAGUUCAUUCACGUGAGUAGCCAUCUCCGCAAAGGUUGGUGCUGUAAACUGCAACAUCACUAUUGAAAGUAUCGCCUCAGCUCAACUCAAACCUUUGUAGGAAAAAAUGCUGCAGAACGGCAAGCCCCGAUACCCCAAGUCUUUUUAAUUUAAAGACUAGUCCUUGAAAAUGGUCAUUGCAGAGCACCAUAUGAAAUUUUUAACUGUAUUUUCAUCUUUUGGAAUUUGCAUUAAACCCUAAAGCCCAGAAAAGCUCAAAGGAUUUGAGGCCUUUGUAUAAUGUAAAGGAGUCAUUAGUUUUUGUAGUUUCUGCAAGUCUUCGUGCUUAUAAAUACAGAAAUAUCCAUUUUGGGGAAAAAAGGAAAUGAAACCUCUGAUGGAAUAUCCUUACUUGGAACAAAACUGGAAAUGAUGGAUCAAAAACAAAUUGGAUCGUAGCCUAAAACUGCUCAGAAGAUGAGGACUUGAGCCUUUUUUUUUCAUUUUUUUUAAAUUUGCCCUACUUAAUGUUAUGCUGUCGUAUUAAUGUUGUCUUUUCAUUACAGGAUGAAAAUUGCGGUUUGUGAAUUAAGUGGAAAAUUAAGUCAUGGAUUUCAUUCAUGAGUUGGGUGUUGGUCAGCAAUGAUCUCAAGAGUUGAAAGGUGACUGUUGGUUGAUUACCAGACCUCUGUUGUGGUAAUGGGACUGGCCUUGGGCAGCAUCCUCAGAAGUUGAAGAGGAGUACUUGAGUUUUGGAUAAGAGGGCAGUCUGGCUCUUAUGUGAUGGGGUGGGGUUUAAAUCUGGGACUGUAUUUCAAUAAAAAUUCACUGAAAUUGA